This is a messenger RNA of Procambarus clarkii (red swamp crayfish), 2640 nucleotides long. The record is from RefSeq and is a predicted model, not a curated record. NCBI's taxonomy places the organism in Eukaryota, Metazoa, Arthropoda, Malacostraca, Decapoda, Cambaridae.
AUGAUUCCAUGCUGGUGCCGAGAGACUAAGCAAUAUUCUUGUGUGUUCCUGGGUUACAGGGACCCGCCUGGGUUACAGGAACCCGCCUGGGUUACAGGAACCCACCUGGGUUACAGGGACCCGCCUGGGUUACAGGGACCCGCCUGGGUUACAGGGACCCGCCUGGGUUACAGGAACCCACCUGGGUUACAGGAACCCGCCUGGGUUACAGGAACCCGCCUGGGUUACAGGAACCCGCCUGGGUUACAGGAACCCGCCUGGGUUACAGGAACCCGCCUGGGUUACAGGAACCCGCCUGGGUUACAGGAACCCGCCUGGGUUACAGGAACCCACCUGGGUUACAGGAACCCGCCUGGGUUACAGGAACCCACCUGGGUUACAGGAACCCACCUGGGUUACAGGAACCCACCUGGGUUACAGGAACCCACCUGGGUUACAGGAACCCACCUGGGUUACAGGAACCCACCUGGGUUACAGGAACCCACCUGGGUUACAGGAACCCACCUGGGUUACAGGAACCCACCUGGGUUACAGGAACCCACCUGGGUUACAGGAACCCGCCUGGGUUACAGGAACCCGCCUGGGUUACAGGAACCCACCUGGGUUACAGGAACCCGCCUGGGUUACAGGAACCCACCUGGGUUACAGGAACCCGCCUGGGUUACAGGAACCCGCCUGGGUUACAGGAACCCGCCUGGGUUACAGGAACCCGCCUGGGUUACAGGAACCCGCCUGGGUUACAGGAACCCGCCUGGGUUACAGGAACCCGCCUGGGUUACAGGGACCCGCCUGGGUUACAGGGACCCGCCUGGGUUACAGGGACCCACCUGGGUUACAGGAACCCACCUGGGUUACAGGAACCCACCUGGGUUACAGGGACCCGCCUGGGUUACAGGGACCCGCCUGGGUUACAGGGACCCGCCUGGGUUACAGGAACCCACCUGGGUUACAGGAACCCACCUGGGUUACAGGGACCCGCCUGGGUUACAGGGACCCGCCUGGGUUACAGGAACCCACCUGGGUUACAGGGACCCACCUGGGUUACAGGGACCCGCCUGGGUUACAGGAACCCACCUGGGUUACAGGGACCCACCUGGGUUACAGGGACCCACCUGGGUUACAGGGACCCGCCUGGGUUACAGGAACCCGCCUGGGUUACAGGAACCCGCCUGGGUUACAGGAACCCGCCUGGGUUACAGGGACCCACCUGGGUUACAGGGACCCGCCUGGGUUACAGGAACCCGCCUGGGUUACAGGAACCCACCUGGGUUACAGGGACCCGCCUGGGUUACAGGGACCCGCCUGGGUUACAGGAACCCGCCUGGGUUACAGGAACCCGCCUGGGUUACAGGGACCCGCCUGGGUUACAGGAACCCACCUGGGUUACAGGAACCCGCCUGGGUUACAGGGACCCGCCUGGGUUACAGGAACCCACCUGGGUUACAGGGACCCACCUGGGUUACAGGGACCCGCCUGGGUUACAGGAACCCGCCUGGGUUACAGGAACCCGCCUGGGUUACAGGAACCCGCCUGGGUUACAGGAACCCGCCUGGGUUACAGGAACCCGCCUGGGUUACAGGAACCCGCCUGGGUUACAGGAACCCGCCUGGGUUACAGGAACCCGCCUGGGUUACAGGAACCCACCUGGGUUACAGGAACCCGCCUGGGUUACAGGAACCCACCUGGGUUACAGGAACCCGCCUGGGUUACAGGAACCAACCUGGGUUACAGGAACCCACCUGGGUUACAGGAACCCACCUGGGUUACAGGAACCCGCCUGGGUUACAGGAACCCACCUGGGUUACAGGAACCCGCCUGGGUUACAGGAACCCACCUGGGUUACAGGAACCCGCCUGGGUUACAGGAACCCACCUGGGUUACAGGAACCCACCUGGGUUACAGGAACCCACCUGGGUUACAGGAACCAACCUGGGUUACAGGAACCCACCUGGGUUACAGGAACCCGCCUGGGUUACAGGAACCAACCUGGGUUACAGGAACCCACCUGGGUUACAGGAACCCACCUGGGUUACAGGAACCCACCUGGGUUACAGGAACCCGCCUGGGUUACAGGAACCCACCUGGGUUACAGGAACCCACCUGGGUUACAGGAACCCGCCUGGGUUACAGGAACCCACCUGGGUUACAGGAACCCACCUGGGUUACAGGAACCCGCCUGGGUUACAGGAACCCACCUGGGUUACAGGAACCCGCCUGGGUUACAGGAACCCACCUGGGUUACAGGAACCCACCUGGGUUACAGGAACCCGCCUGGGUUACAGGAACCCACCUGGGUUACAGGAACCCACCUGGGUUACAGGAACCCGCCUGGGUUACAGGAACCCACCUGGGUUACAGGAACCCGCCUGGGUUACAGGAACCCACCUGGGUUACAGGAACCCGCCUGGGUUACAGGAACCCACCUGGGUUACAGGAACCCACCUGGGUUACAGGAACCCGCCUGGGUUACAGGAACCCACCUGGGUUACAGGAACCCGGGUUACAGGAACCCGCCUGGGUUACAGGAACCCACCUGGGUUACAGGAACCCACCUGGGUUACAGGAACCCGCCUGGGUUACAGGAACCCGCCUGGGUUACAGGAACCCACAUGGGUUACAUCACAAGACGGUAGAACAUAA